CAUUCUAUCUAUAAAGUUACCAAAAAAUGUAUAUUCUAGUUUAAAAUAAAUCCGAAAUCUAAAAAAAAUAUUAAUAAAGAUUAAGAAGCAAGUUGAAAGUGUGCAGUAGUGCCAACCAAACGACAUUGUUUAAAGCAAAUUGUACGUCCAUAAGCCUCCGCAAUUCAAAUGUUAAAGCUUUUCAAGAUUUCCAUGUCACACAUCAUUUCGCCACCACUACUACCACCGCGUCGCACAAAAAGUAAGAAGUCAAAAUCACGAAAUCUCCACCAAACCACAUAUACACACAACCGCAUCGUGGUAUUGUGUCGCAACGACGCAUGUAUGCCAGCCGCCAGCCUAAGAAUACAGAGAUGAUCAUGCCGUCAGCGGAGGUGAAUUCAAUUUGCUGCCGUCAGUCCUGGUUGAUCGCUUUGUCCGCGUUUACUUUUAUAUGUAUGCUGCAAGUUGACCUCAACCGUGCCGCCUUUGAGGAAGGCAACAAUAACAAUGUGAAAAUCGCCGAACACAGCCUGGAACUAACACAGACCAUUAAUAUACAGCGACAGGAAUAUUUGCAGAAACAAUGUGAAACGUUGGGCUAUAGCGCUCGCACCCUGGAUGAUUUGACGGAUGAGCAAAUGGAUCAUAUGAUUGUGGAUAAGGAGCACAAGUUUCUUUACUGCUAUGUGCCUAAGGUGGCAUGUACAAAUUGGAAGCGUGUAUUGAUGAUCCUCACUGGAAAUUGGCAGAAUGGCACAGAUCCGUUACAAAUACCUGGUUCGCUGGCGCAUUCAGUGGGCAUGUUCCACAAGCUCAAUUCGCUCAGCGAUGAGGAGCGUGCUCAGGUGCUCUCCGAGUACACGCGCUUCAUAUUAGUGCGUCAUCCAUUAGAACGUUUGCUCUCCGCGUAUCGCAACAAAUUGGAGGGCGAUGCGCCGAGCGCGCGCUAUUUUCAGUCGCGUGUUGGCCGGCAGAUAAUAAAGGCUUUUCGUGCCGGCGCUAACAAUCACUCACUGGAGCAUGGCGACGAUGUCAGCUUUGCGGAGUUUGUGCAAUAUUUGCUUACGCCAGAGGUGAGCCGCACCAAUCAGUCGUAUAAUGAGCAUUGGGAACCUAUCUCGAAUCUCUGCAAUCCAUGUGUAAUGAAGUACAAUGUAAUAGGGAAAUAUGAGACGCUGUUAGAUGAUUCUUCUCUUGCAUUGUACUUGGCUGGUGCAGACAAUCUUACAUUCCCCACUGGUCACAAGCCAUCCAGUACACGUGCACAUUUGCGUUCAUACUUCGAUCCGUUACCCAUAAAUGCAAUACGACGACUUUAUGAGAUUUAUCUGGAAGAUUUUCGACUCUUCGAAUAUGGCUUGGAAGAUGUGCUAGGUUUUGAGUUUGGAUGACUCUAUAUGCGUUCUUCGUAUAUGCGAUAUUUCAAUAUCAGUUACUCAGAUGGAUUUUUUCACCUUGUGAAAAAACAGUUAUUCAACAAUGACGCUUUAUUUUUAAUAUUUGUGAUGAUAUGAAUGAAUGAAUUUUGAAAUAUGUUUUACAAUUUAAAUUAAU
Bactrocera tryoni is the source of this 1536-nucleotide messenger RNA. Its product is annotated as carbohydrate sulfotransferase 11. The record is from RefSeq and is a predicted model, not a curated record. Gene Ontology annotation, molecular function: sulfotransferase activity. Lineage: Eukaryota; Metazoa; Arthropoda; Insecta; Diptera; Tephritidae. Gene Ontology annotation, cellular component: membrane. Gene Ontology annotation, biological process: carbohydrate biosynthetic process. Bases 321 to 1373 code for a protein of 350 amino acids. The transcript is spliced from 3 exons.